AUGCACUUCGUUAAGCAGAUCAGUGUUAUGAGUCUUGCUAUUGCAUUCGCUGCAGCAUCUCCCACGGCCCAGACCAACCCUAAAGUGUUGGAAGCUCGCGCUCAAAACAAAGACAGAUUUAUCAACCCCUCCGAACCGAAGAUGAGCCUUGACGAGCAGUGUAUGAGAAAGACAGCAGAAGUUCCUCUGCUACAGUAUUGGAACGUUGUAAUCAACGAUGCCACAGAUUACACCGAUGACGAAUGCGGUUCUGGAUUCCUCGACAAUGUCAACGGUCGCGGCUGCGCGGUGACAGGCUGGGGUUGCAACAUUGCCAGUGAUGGCAAGACGAUGAACGCCAACUUCAACACAGGAGAGAGUUGUACCAAUGAAGAUGUUAGCAGUGCCAUCAACGCGGCCUUUGGCGGGAAGAACGUGGAGUGUGCGGACUACGAUAAUGAAGUUCGAUGUGGUGAUGACAACAAGUGCUCCGUUGACAAACCGAGAGAGGGAAUUUGGGGCUGA
Molecule: messenger RNA, 504 nt
Organism: Penicillium verrucosum
Lineage: Eukaryota; Fungi; Ascomycota; Eurotiomycetes; Eurotiales; Aspergillaceae
Exons: 1
Coding region: 1-504 (167 amino acids)
Source: RefSeq, a predicted model, not a curated record